AUGCCCGGCUACAAGGAAGCUAGCUACACAACAACAACAACCAUUCAAAAAACAUUUACAAACACCCUUGCCGAACGGCAAGGGUUAUGUGGCAACAACAUGGAGGAUUCCAUGAACAACAUCUCACCUCAAAAACUGCUCAAGGCACCCGCUAGCCGAAUCUGCCCAACAGCCCAGCUCUUGCUAAAACUCACGGUAAUCAGCUCAAGUGGCCAGCCCCUCAAGUCUCUGCAAAACCCACCUGCUGAAUGUGAUCUAGACACCCACAACAGCAAAGUUCAGCGAAUCAAGCUCUCAAGGGCCCGGACCCAAGUAGGGGCCGAAACUAGCACCCUUGCCGAAGCUGGAACCAGCCCAGCUCAAUUGCAGAACGGCAACCUCCGUGGAAGAACUUUGGGAGAAGCCUCAAUCACUCGUGGUGCCGACGGACCAUAG
Prunus armeniaca (apricot) is the source of this 435-nucleotide messenger RNA. Lineage: Eukaryota; Viridiplantae; Streptophyta; Magnoliopsida; Rosales; Rosaceae. The record is from the annotation of a GenBank genome assembly.